AUGGGUCCUCCAGAUAGUCCUUACGCCGGUGGCGUCUUCCUGGUUACCAUACACUUUCCUCCCGACUACCCUUUCAAGCCUCCCAAGGUCGCCUUCAGGACGAAGGUGUUUCAUCCCAACAUCAAUAGCAACGGGAGCAUUUGCUUGGACAUUCUGAAGGAGCAGUGGAGUCCAGCCUUGACCAUUUCUAAGAGUGUGCUCUCGGUGAUUUUGGGUGGGGGAGCCAGUGCAAAGCUUUACCCGUUGACGAAGGAGCGAGCAACGCCUGCUGUGCCGUUGGCCGCGAAUUACAGGCUGAUCGACAUCCCCGUUAGCAACUGCUUGAAUAGUGACAUAGAUCGGAUUUACGUUCUCACUCAGGUCAAUUCCGCCUCGCUCAACCGUCACUGCUUCACAGCAUAUGCGCCGUGCCUGAGUGGUUACCAGACCAAGGGCUUCGUGGAAGUGCUCGCAGCGGAGCAGAGCCCGGAUAAUCCAAACUGGUUCCAGGGAACGGCGGAUGCGGUGCGUCAGUACAUAUGGCUGCUGGAGGACCACAACCCGCAGGAGUAUCUGAUCCUCGCGGCCGACCAGCUGUACCGGUGCGAUUACCGCAGAAUAAUCAAGUGCCACCGGGGUGCUGGUGCUGACAUCACCGUCGCCGCGAUCCCUGUCGACAGAGAGCGGGCGACGUCCUUUGGGAUCAUGAAGGUUGAUGAGGAUGGGCGUGUGACUGAAUUUGCUGAGAAGCCUCAAGGAGCAGAGCUCGACAAGAUGAAGAUGGACACAACGAACGUGGGUCUAGAUCCCCAGGAGGCAGCAAAGCGGCCCUUCAUAGCGUCCAUGGGGAUCUACGUCAUCAGCAGGGAGGCUCUGCCUCGCCUGCUUCUCGAGCAAUUCCCAGACGCCAAUGACUUUGGCCGGGAGGUCAUCCCUGCUGCCUGUGCUAAUGGAUCCAAGGUGCAAGCUUACAUCUAUGAUGGGUACUGGGAGGACAUUGGGUCCAUUGAUGCGUUUUACCACGCCAACCUCAGACUCACCAAGCCUAACCCCCCCUUCACGUUCUAUGAUCGGUCGGCGCCCAUUUUCACUCAGUCCCGCUCUCUGCCUCCUUCCAAGCUGAACAACGUUGACAUUUCUGGCAGCGUUAUUGGGGAAGGCUGCAUCUUGCAGGAGUGCGCCAUUCACGACUCAAUGGUGGGCCUGCGGUCGAUAGUUGGUGCAGGGUCAUCCAUCCACGACAGCUUGCUGCUAGGAGCUGACUACUACGAGGAUGAGGAUGAGUUGCAGAGGGUACUUGCAUCUGGCCAGUUGCCCAUUGGUGUUGGGCGGAAUUCCGUCAUCAAGGGAGCUAUCCUAGACAAGAACGCGCGAAUCGGAGACAACGUGCAU
This is a messenger RNA of Closterium sp. NIES-65, 1371 nucleotides long. The record is from the annotation of a GenBank genome assembly. Lineage: Eukaryota; Viridiplantae; Streptophyta; Zygnematophyceae; Desmidiales; Closteriaceae.